AACAAUCCGAUUUCUCUAUGCCACAGACGCCAAAUGUCGCCAUCGAUCAAUGACAUUUUGUGUAGUUGAAUUUAUUGAUAUAAAGCGUUAAUGUAAAUAAUAAACAAUUCUAACAUAAACGUCGGCUUUCAGUCGAUAUGUAUGCCAAGGGCAAAGGCUCUACGGUACCUUCGGACGCUCAGGCACGCGAGAAGUUGGCCCUCUAUGUCUACGAAUACUUACUGCAUGUUGGGGCACAGAAAGCGGCGCAAACUUUCCUUUCGGAAAUCCGAUGGGAGAAGAAUAUAACGCUUGGAGAACCCCCUGGGUUCCUCCACUCGUGGUGGUGUGUGUUUUGGGAUCUUUACUGCGCCGCGCCAGAACGGCGGGACACAUGUGAGCACUCUUCAGAAGCGAAGGCAUUUCACGAUUAUGGUUUUGUCAAUUCUGGAUAUGGUGUUAACGGAAUCGGUCACAAUGCAGGCCCAGCGCCGCCGAACGAUGGAAUGGGUGGAGGUGGAAUGCCACCCGGUUUCUUCCCCAACUCCUCACUCCGGCCGUCACCACCAGCCCCACAUCCAGGCUCUCAGCCAUCACCCCACGGUCCACAGCCGCAGCUGAUGGGCUCCGGACAACCGUUUAUUGGACCAUGGUAUUCAGGCGGACCACGAUCAGCUGUACGAAUGGGAAUGGGCAAUGACUUUAAUGGACCACCAGGACAAGGUAUGAUGGGCAAUUCGUUGGAAAGGGGGGGUGCGGGAGGUGCUGGAAUGCUCGGCGGGCCUCGUAUGACACCUCCGCGACCUGGCAUGGGGCCGAUGAGUCCCGGGGCCUACGCUGCGGGUAUGAGAGGCCCACCGCCUCAGGGAGCGGGCAUGCCUCCAAUGGGAAUGGGGCCGCGGGGCGCAUGGGCGGGCGGUAGUGGAUCAGCCGGGGGCUCAGCCCCCCUUAAUUACAGCGGCGGUUCGCCGGGGGCGUACGGGGCGCCGCCGGGGUCAAAUGGACCCCCGGGGCCCCCGACACCCAUAAUGCCCAGCCCACAGGAUUCAUCGAACUCAGGAUUAGGUGGUGUUGAUGGUAUGAAGUCGUCUCCGGGUGGCGUCGGUGGAGGAGGGCCGGGAACUCCCCGCGAGGACUCGGCCUCGGGAAUGGGGGAUUACAACUUAAGUUUCGGUGGGCCCGGCGGGGAUCAAAGUGACCAGACGGAAUCGGCCGCCAUUUUGAAAAUUAAAGAGAGCAUGCAAGAGGAGGCGAAGCGAUUCGAAAAGGACCCAGAUCACCCAGACUACUUUAUGCAGUGAGCGGGGUUCGACGUAACAUACCGGAAUUAUACAUUGACUCGUAAUGGCGCCAACUGUCAACUGUCAGAUGUCGGUGACGUGAAGUCUCGUUUCAAUGUGUGCGUCACGUUAGCGUAGAGUUAUUUUUGAAUAUCGAAUUGAAAUUACGCGGCUCUAAGUAAAGUUUUCGAAAUUUGAAUUUGGCGCCAUUUCAAGCGAGUCCGAUCUCAGAAAUGGGAGACCGGUAUGUUGGCAACCCCGCGCGAUCCGAUUGGCGCGUUUAUUAAUUUUAGUGCACCGUUUUCUAUAUUUGAAUUUUGGCGGUUUGUCAGCGUUAUGACAUGCGAGCUUCCUGUCAUGAAAGUUUGGAAUAGGAACGUCUAGUAUUUUCGACCUGUUCUAAAUGGUUUCAUACUUUUUUAUUGUUGCAUAACGGUCAAUCUGCCAAAAUAUAGCACAGUAGAUAUAUGUAUUGAUAUUGGCUACUGUUUAAUAUACAAGGAACAUAGUAUUCAGCUAGCCUAGCACGAAUUCAAUCACGAUAUUGACGAUUAAGCGAAACGAUUCGCGCUGUUUUAUUCUAUUUAGUUCGUGCUAGGACUUCAAUCAAAUCAUUUGCAAUUUUAUUUAUUAUGUCGACGAUUUUUGUUUCGCAGUUGAAGUUCGAAAUUUGAAUUUUUAUGGACUGGCAGUUUAGGAAAUUUUUUUUUCGUCGCCAU
Molecule: messenger RNA, 1978 nt
Organism: Pieris napi
Lineage: Eukaryota; Metazoa; Arthropoda; Insecta; Lepidoptera; Pieridae
Gene: Ssdp
Product: single-stranded DNA-binding protein 3
Exons: 6
Coding region: 138-1280 (380 amino acids)
Biological process (GO): positive regulation of transcription by RNA polymerase II
Cellular component (GO): nucleus
Molecular function (GO): protein binding; single-stranded DNA binding
Source: RefSeq, a predicted model, not a curated record